AUGGAAGGAAUAAACAAAACUGCCAAGAUACAAUUCUUCUUCCGUCCAUUCUCACCUAACCCUGAGGUUCAGAUAAUGAUUUUUGUGGCCUUCCUGGUGAUGUAUCUGACUAGCCUCAGUGGAAAUACCACAAUUGCAGUCAUUGUCCAGCUCAACCACUCCCUCCACACCCCUAUGUACUUUUUUCUGGCUAACUUGGCAGUUCUGGAAAUCUUCUAUACCUCUUCCAUCGCCCCACUGGCCUUGGCAAACCUUCUUUCAAUGGGCAAGACUCCCGUUUCCAUCACUGGAUGUGGCACUCAAAUGUUUUUCUUCGUCUUCUUGGGUGGGGCUGAUUGUGUCCUGCUUGCAGUCAUGGCUUAUGACCGGUUUGUCGCCAUCUGCUACCCCCUGAGAUACACCCUCAUCAUGAGCUGGUCCUUCUGUGUGGAGCUAAUGGUAGGGUCCCUGGUGCUGGGGUUCCUGCUGUCACUGCCGCUAACCAUCUUGAUCUUUCAUCUCCCAUUCUGCCACAACAAUGAGAUCUACCACUUCUACUGUGACAUGCCUGCAGUCAUGCGCCUGGCUUGUGCAGACACACACGUUCACAAGACUGCCUUGUAUAUCAUCAGCUUCAUCGUCCUCAGCAUCCCCCUUUCCCUGAUCUCCAUCUCUUAUGUCUUCAUCGUGGUAGCCAUCUUACAGAUCCAGUCUGCAGAAGGACGCCACCGCGCCUUCUCCACCUGCUCCUCUCACAUCGUCGUGGUCCUCCUGCAAUAUGGCUGCACCAGCUUCAUUUACUUAUCCCCCAGUUCCAGCUACUCUCCUGAGAUGGGCCGAAUGGUGUCUGUGGUCUACACUUUUAUCACCCCCAUUUUAAACCCCUUGAUCUAUAGCAUGAGGAACAAGGAACUGAAAUCUGCCCUAAGGGGGGUGGUGGUCUCUGUCUUGCUUUACAGGAACGCUGCUGCUUUUACGCCAACAAGUCCGACAGAGUUUGUGACAAGCUCAACCAAUUACAAGAAGAUCUUCUUCAAUAUAGAAAACAAUUUGCCAACAAUCCCUUAUGGACCACGUGGAACAGACUUCUCCCAUUUUUACUCCCCUUGCUUGGUCCUCUUUUGGGCCUUCUGAUUGUUUGUUCUUUGGGGCCUAUACUUUUUAAUAAGCUCAUGGCAUUCCUUAAACAACAAAUCGAUUCAAUAAAAAUGCAGCCUAUCCAAGUCCACUAUCACAACCUGGAGAUGGAAGACCGCAGGGCCUAGACUGUGCUCCUGC
Molecule: messenger RNA, 1257 nt
Organism: Tupaia belangeri chinensis (Chinese tree shrew)
Lineage: Eukaryota; Metazoa; Chordata; Mammalia; Scandentia; Tupaiidae
Product: olfactory receptor 10V1
Exons: 2
Coding region: 1-1113 (370 amino acids)
Biological process (GO): G protein-coupled receptor signaling pathway
Cellular component (GO): membrane
Molecular function (GO): G protein-coupled receptor activity; olfactory receptor activity
Source: RefSeq, a predicted model, not a curated record